Pectinophora gossypiella (pink bollworm) is the source of this 744-nucleotide messenger RNA. RefSeq lists its product as uncharacterized. NCBI's taxonomy places the organism in Eukaryota, Metazoa, Arthropoda, Insecta, Lepidoptera, Gelechiidae. The record is from RefSeq and is a predicted model, not a curated record. The transcript has 5 exons. Bases 1 to 744 code for a protein of 247 amino acids.
AUGGAUAUGCCUAAAGCCACGGAAGUAAAGGAAGCACCUAGAAGUAUUGUCAAAGGUUGGCUUACUGUACAAUGUGGUAACGGAACAUUCAGAUUUUAUGAUUGCAAAUUGGUGAACGGAUUUGACGCUAGAAUGAUGCCCCGACGUUGCUUCAAAACUAAUCAUGGGGUUGACAUUUUCACCUACACUGUAGUCUUUGACUCGUUAAAAUACGCAGAAGUAUUGAAGACGUAUAACUUGGUCUUCCACUUCACUCAUCAAGAUAACCCCGCUAUUGGGUGGAAACUUAAUCAAAUCCAAUGGACCAAGACUGAUUCAUUCGAGUUAGGUAAAAUUGUACUGAGUGCAAGCCAUCGCUGGGAUGACUUUUACCAUAACCAUAGACCGAUGUCUAUAACGCCUACGGAGUGGUUCCAUCCGACUUUGGUUCUCACCAGCUUUAAGAUACAAAUCACUGCGAAGAAUGAAGUUGUUAUCACUGAAACAACACCGGGGGAGAUAGAAGAGACAACAAUAGAAGUUUCACCAUCAUCAACAUCAUCGGGUUCAUCUUCAUCAUUAGACUCAUCGGCUUCAAUAGAUUCUUCUGCUUCAACUUCAAGCUUAAAACCUACAACGAAAUACGUGGAUUGGGAAAUUGUGGCGACAAGUUGGGGUUUGAAUAUGCUAAGUUAUGUGCAAGGGAACGAUAAACUUGAUAGCCUCGAGAAAAAGAGUUUGUCCGUCGCUGAUAUUAUAGAUUAA